AUGAAUCUCCUCGACCCAUACCUGAAGAUGACAGAAGAACAGGAGAAGUGUCACUCCGACGCUCCCAGCCCCAGCAUGUCUGAGGACUCCGCGGGCUCGCCUUGUCCGUCCGGUUCCGGCUCGGACACCGAAAACACCCGGCCGUCCGACAACCAUCUCAUCAGGGGUCCGGACUACAAGAAAGAGGGCGAAGAAGAGAAGUUCCCCGUGUGCAUUAGAGACGCGGUGUCCCAGGUGCUCAAGGGCUACGACUGGACUCUGGUGCCAAUGCCAGUGCGCGUGAACGGCUCGAGUAAAAGCAAACCUCACGUCAAAAGGCCCAUGAACGCGUUCAUGGUGUGGGCUCAGGCAGCUCGGAGGAAACUGGCCGAUCAAUACCCGCAUUUGCACAACGCAGAGCUUAGCAAAACUCUUGGAAAACUUUGGAGGCUUCUUAAUGAGGUGGAGAAGCGGCCGUUUGUGGAGGAGGCUGAGCGACUGAGGGUGCAGCACAAGAAGGAUCACCCCGACUACAAGUAUCAGCCCAGGCGGAGAAAAUCUGUCAAGAAUGGUCAAAGUGAAGCCGAGGACAGUGAGCCGACUCACAUCUCUCCAAAUGCGAUCUUCAAAGCGCUGCAGCAGGCCGACUCUCCUGCGUCCAGCAUGGGCGAGGCGCACUCCCCAGGAGAACAUUCAGGUCAGUCACAGGGACCACCAACACCCCCAACGACCCCCAAGACAGAUCUUCCUACCAGCAAGGCUGACCUGAAGCGAGAGGGCCGCCCUGUUCAGGAGGGCACCAGCCGCCAGCUCAAUAUAGACUUUGGCGCCGUGGACAUCGGUGAGCUGAGCAGUGACGUCAUCUCCAACAUCGGCAGCUUCGACGUCGACGAGUUUGAUCAGUACCUGCCCCCUCACAGCCACGCCGGGAUGACCGGCACGGCCCAGACGGGCUACUCCAACAACUACGUCCUCAACAGCUCCGCAGUUGGCCAGACAGCCAACGUUGGAGCCCACGGCUGGAUCCCCAAGCAGCAGCAGCAUUCUUUGGCCACCCUGGGUGGGGGUGGAGACCAAAGCCAGCAGGGUCAACAGAGAACCACUCAGAUCAAGACGGAGCAGCUGAGCCCCAGCCACUACACCGAGCAGCAGAGCUCCCCGCAGCACGUCAGCUACGGCUCCUUCAACCUGCAGCACUACAGCACCUCCUCCUACCCCUCCAUCACAAGAGCACAGUAUGACUAUUCAGACCACCAAAACAGUGCCAACUCCUACUACAGCCACGCAGCCGGCCAGGGCUCCAACAUGUACUCCACCUUCAGCUACAUGAGCCCCAGCCAGAGGCCAAUGUACACCCCGAUCGCUGACAGUACUGGGGUGCCAUCUGUGCCGCAGACCCACAGUCCACAGCACUGGGAGCAGCAGCCCAUAUACACACAACUGUCCAGACCAUGAGGAGGCGGACUGAGCACUGACUGUGUAACUCCACCCCUCCAUGCACCCCUCAUUGCCAACAGAAAAACAUAAAAAAAAUAAUUUUUUUAUAGUUCUGAAAAUAUAUCUUUGGAUUGGCUCACAACAGUGCCUUUUGUAUCGGUUGAAAUUGUGAUUAUAUUUUUUUAGCUGUAUUGUUGAAAAAAAGUUAAAUCCUCUAUGAGGAGAUCCUGGCUAUGAAUAUAUUAGUAUGUACUGUGUAUGUGCUCCGCUCUUGCCAUAUCAUCAUCAGUGUCAUUAGCGUGAUUAUCACUCUUAGAAGGUUUAUUUACCUUAAGGAGCAUGGACGUUCGGGGUUGAAACGCCUAUAGUGGCCUUAUUUCUCAUUAAUGUAAUGUUUUAUUUAGAGCAAAUGAGACUGACAGUCAAGAAAAGCCUUCUUUGAAUUGAAUUUUGUACUGUACAUAUUUUAAUUCCCGAGCAGAUUUGAAUUUUUUGGCCAUAACGCGACACCAGUGAACUAGUCAAAUCUUCUACUUCUUGUUUGCUUUAUCUCGAUUUGUUGUGUCGGAGAUGCCAUAGCAGGUGCCAUGUACUUCUCGCUGUGUUGCUAGACGUGACAGCAAUGCUUGCUUCAUUUGAAUACUGCCUUGAUACCAUUAGUGCCUCUGGAGCCACAGUAGCGACACUCGGUUCUCCAGCAUUGCAGUGUGGAAACCACAGAGCAGCUUGAUGAGAUUCAGGAAGUGACUUUUGACCCGAGUCGUGCCAGAAGCCAUCAGGUCUGAGCGUGGUAUGUUUCUAACAUUCCUUCUGCCCCAUCUUUUUUCCCUCCUAACCUUUUGUCUUAAUUUAUUUUUUAGCAUUAAUUUUAUUUGAAAAUAAGUAUUUGCAAUUAUCUUCUUUUUCUGCAGCAGCUAACUGAGGUGAAAACGUUGCUGUCAUAUGUGGUACAAAUUUGUUUAUUUAUCAUUUGAAAGUUUCUUCUAUUCAUGAUUUAGUUAUGUACAGAAUUCUUAAAAAUGAUAUCAUGAAUCUUCUUUUUUUUUCCUAAUAGAACUGGAUUUUUACGUAUUUUUUUCCCCCUUUCUAACAAAUGUCUAAGAAAGUCGCUGUAAAGAAUUUGCUGGAACAUAUUUUCUGUUGUCUGAAAAAGAAAAAAUGUUGUUUUUAUGUUCUGUAUCACUAGUUUCUUUUUAGUCAUUUUCUUAACGCAGUUUUCUUAGGUAAAUAUGGUUAUUGUCUCAAAAGCUUAUCUUUUGUAUUAUAUUUGUUUGCAAUAAAAGGAAAAAUGCAGAAAUAGCUUGUUGCUCUACUUGAUUUUAUUUCAUGUUUUUUCCGUUCAGCAGAUUCUAUAUUUUAACUUAAAAAAUAUUUAUCAUAUGACUCUAUUGGCAACAUCCUGCUUUAGUACAGUUUUACUGAGAUCAUGAGGUCGGCUGUUUUCUACAGACUAUUGACAAGAUGUAUGUCCACACCCCCUCCCCGUCACCCGUAAACACGACCGCUUAAAGAAACAAGCAAGACCCUGAAUAUUGUUUAUUCAUUACUGGCCAAGUAAUAUAAGAAUUGAGCGGACCUUAAUAAAUCAGGGACAAUGUAAACACAAUCAGGUACUGCAGCUACGUGUUGAAAUUCGAGGCCCAUUCACAGACGACGCUUCUUUCCUCACAUCGACUGGACUUUUAUUUCUCUGCAGCACCUUAUCUCGCCGUGAUGACAUGGAGACUUUACAUAUACUUUUGUGGACAAGUGCCAAAUCAGCUGGAACUAUGCAAUAUACAUUAAAAUCUAUCAAAAAAUUGAA
Molecule: messenger RNA, 3220 nt
Organism: Oryzias melastigma (Indian medaka)
Lineage: Eukaryota; Metazoa; Chordata; Actinopteri; Beloniformes; Adrianichthyidae
Gene: sox9a
Product: SRY-box transcription factor 9a
Exons: 3
Coding region: 1-1434 (477 amino acids)
Biological process (GO): morphogenesis of an epithelium; chondrocyte differentiation; positive regulation of chondrocyte differentiation
Cellular component (GO): nucleus
Molecular function (GO): RNA polymerase II cis-regulatory region sequence-specific DNA binding; DNA-binding transcription factor activity, RNA polymerase II-specific
Source: RefSeq, a predicted model, not a curated record